Hansenula ciferrii is the source of this 1017-nucleotide messenger RNA. RefSeq lists its product as uncharacterized. The transcript has a single exon. The record is from RefSeq and is a predicted model, not a curated record. NCBI's taxonomy places the organism in Eukaryota, Fungi, Ascomycota, Saccharomycetes, Phaffomycetales, Wickerhamomycetaceae. The coding region runs from base 1 to 1017 and encodes 338 amino acids.
AUGUCAGAAUCAAUACUACAUAAACUACCACAUGAACUUCAGCUCAAAAUUCUUGAUUUGAUGAAAAGACCAGAAGAUAAAGUCAACUACUUAAACUGUAUGCCAUCAAUGUUUAGAAGAGAGUGUUUAAAAGAAAUUCGAGUUAUUACAGAUCAUAAAGGUAUCAAUUCAUAUUCAACACUACCAACAGAAUGUGUUAAUAUUUGGACCGAAUUAUUGAAUAACAAUAAUUUCAUAAAUUCACUCUCUCAGUUUCGAGGUCUUAUUAUCUUUGAUAUUGAUAUUGAUAUUGACAACCUUAUGAGACCAAAGGGGGUAGAGUCUUUAGCUUUGUUAGUGAGACAUCUCAGUAUAUGGAGCAAAUAUAAAAAAUCUUUCACAAUGGUUAUAAACCUUUGGUAUGCAGGUAUAUUCACACCUAUCUAUGAAAGUAUUAAUUGGUUUUUUUCGGCGUUAUCUUCAUUUCCAAAUGGUGUUAUCACUUAUUUGAAUAUUCCAUUUGCACGUUCUGUUUCCUUAUCAGGAUGGCUUUUUGAAAUAUUAGAACCUUCCAAUUAUUUACAUUUCUGUACUAUUAGAUCAUCAAAUAAGAAAGAUUUUGAGCUCAAGUCAAAAUUUCCCAAUGUUAAUGUAUUAAGGCUUAAAGACUUGGAAAAAGAUUUCAGCUUCGAUCAAUCAAUACCCUUACCAUGUCAUAUAAACAUUUCAGGUACAUGUAAAGCACAACUUAGCUUUAAUAGUGAAAUGUUCAAGAAUAUAAUAACAUUUGCCUUUAUGGAUGAUUCAAGUCUAGAUGAGACUGGGAUUGUUUCAAUGGACAAUAUUGAUGCUCCACAGUUAAGGGAACUUGUUAUUAGUGGCUCGGCUACUCUUGAUUCUAUUACCAAUUUCAAAGCAACAAAUUUGGGUCUACUUGAAAUUAGUCCAUAUCAAAUGCCUGGACUUUUAUUGGUGAAUUUCUUGUGUCCAAAAGCCCUCUAUUCAGAGUUAUUAGAUAGAUAUGGUCCUACUAUGUGA